CCAUUUCAUUCAGAGUCUGUUUCCAUUGUACUCAAAGAAAAAAGAGAAAAGAAAAAAGAAAAAAAGAGAGAAAAAAAAAGGAAAACCAAUCUCCCUUUUUAUUUGUAUCUUCAGAAAUGGAAGAUGAAGAUCAGAAAGAGUUACAGCUUCUUCCAACACCACACUCCAUAGCAUCUUCGUCGACGUCCCACAUAUCGUCUCGUCCAUCUGACUCCUCCUCGUUACGGUUCCGUUCCGAUCCAUUAUUCGAAGCAGGAUCAGGAGGAUCGGUGGACCUACAGCUAUCAAUAAGUCUAAGGCCAAUCCGGCCAGUAACGGCAGGGGGGGCGGAGUGCUUGUUCAAGUAUGAGGAGGUGAUGAAGCCUGAGGCAGCGAGCUGUGUGGACGCGCUCAAGUGGCAAGCGGCGGAGCAAAUUCGGCUGGCGGCGAUGGAAAAGGCGUAUGCUGAGAGAGUUAGAGAACUGACAAAGAGGGAAAUAGAACUGGCUCAAACGGAAUUUGCUAGGGCAAGGCAGAUGUGGGAAAGAGCAAGAGAAGAAGUUGAGAAAGCUGAAAGAAUGAAAGAAAGAGCUACUCGUCAAAUGGAUUCUACGUGCAUGGAGAUCACUUGCCAAUCUUGCAGGCAGAGGUUUCGGCCUUCUUAAUUAUUAUCUUUAAUCAUAAUUUUACCUCAUUAAUUACCCCUUUCCAUUUCCCUUAAUUAUCCAGAGUUUCUUUUAGUUAAAUCUCUGCUUGGGUCUGUUUUCUUUUUUCUUUUUAAUUAAUCAUUUAAAUCAAGUAAACUAGAGAAGGAGAAGAAAAAAAAUGGGGUUCUUAAUUAGUUGGAUCAUUAUCUUCUUUGAUCAUCAACAAUUACACAUUAAAUAAUUCAAAAUUGGAGUUCAAAUUCAAUUUUGUUUUGGAAAUUAAAUUUCUUGGUUGUUUAGUGAAUUAAGUUUGUAUGAUAUUUUAAUAUAUUAUUAAUAAUUAUAUGGAUGAUUUGUUUAUGA
Cucumis sativus (cucumber) is the source of this 989-nucleotide messenger RNA. Its product is annotated as protein indeterminate-domain 16. Gene Ontology annotation, biological process: gravitropism. The transcript has a single exon. Bases 117 to 644 code for a protein of 175 amino acids. The record is from RefSeq and is a predicted model, not a curated record. NCBI's taxonomy places the organism in Eukaryota, Viridiplantae, Streptophyta, Magnoliopsida, Cucurbitales, Cucurbitaceae. Gene Ontology annotation, cellular component: nucleus.